This is a messenger RNA of Hydractinia symbiolongicarpus, 2592 nucleotides long. RefSeq lists its product as uncharacterized. Lineage: Eukaryota; Metazoa; Cnidaria; Hydrozoa; Anthoathecata; Hydractiniidae. Bases 456 to 1388 code for a protein of 310 amino acids. Gene Ontology annotation, cellular component: nucleus; cytoplasm. Gene Ontology annotation, molecular function: protein serine/threonine phosphatase activity. The transcript has 10 exons. The record is from RefSeq and is a predicted model, not a curated record.
UUCACUUCAGGUCUACACUGCUAAGAGUAGUCUUUAUCAUCUAAAACUUUUUUUGUACUUUAUUAUUUAUUGGACAUAAAAGACUUUUCAUUCUUCUAAAGGAAUUGCCAAACAUUGAUAAGUUGCUUGUAAAUGUCAGUUAUGGAUGGCCUAACAUUUUCAAAUUGUGUAUAUAGUUUGUUCUUUACAAGCAUGGUUUUGUCAUGUGACAUGUCUGGCCAUAUGCUGUAGAAUCCCAAGUAGCAUGUCCCUAACAUUUACAAACUGAAAGUAAAAUUUUUCUGGAGUUCUGCCUUAUAUUAAUUAUUAUGGAAACAGUAUUUAUCUGUCUCUGUUGAAACUUUAAGUAAAAAGAUACACAUUUUGUUUGAUAUUGAUGUUUCAUUUUAAUAAUUUAUAGACAUAAAAAGUUCAGGUGUAAUAAACAAAAACUAUGUAAAGUGAAUCUUAGAAAAAUGGCAAAUCUUGAUGUCGAUGGUAUUAUCAAGCAGUUGGUAGCAAUACAAGACACAGGGAAACAGGCUGCAUUAUCCGAAACUAAAAUCCGAUUGAUCUGUGCUGCAGUGAGAGAAGUUUUCCUGAAAGAAGCCACACUGGUUGAAGUCAAAGCACCUGUUCACAUAUUUGGUGAUGUUCAUGGACAGUUCCUAGAUUUGCUCCGCCAUUUUGAAAAAGUAGGAUAUCCAGGCCAAAAAGAAAAUCAAAACUAUUUAUUUCUUGGAGAUUACGUAGACAGAGGUCAACAGUCACUGGAAACAAUAUGUUUGCUACUUUGUUACAAGAUUAAAUAUCCGAAGAAUAUGUUUCUGCUUCGUGGCAAUCAUGAGUGUGCAAGCAUUAACAGGAUAUACGGUUUUUACGACGAAUGCAAACGACGAUUCAACAUUAAAUUAUGGAAGACAUUCACAGAUUGUUUUAAUUGUCUACCAAUUGCUGGUAUUGUGGAGUCGACAAUAUUUUGUGUUCAUGGCGGCUUAUCACCAAACUUUACCGACUUGAAACAGAUUUCCAACCUUGUGCGACCAAUGGAUAUACCAGACUAUGGAUUGGCAGCAGAUCUGUUAUGGUCCGAUCCCGACGAGGAUAUCACAGGUUGGGGCGAGAACGACCGUGGUGUAUCAUGGACGUUUGGUGGUGACAUCAUCCAAUCGUUUUUGCGUCAAAAUAAUUUAAGCUUGGUAGCGCGUGCGCAUCAGGUAGUAGAAGAUGGGUAUCAAUUUUUCCAGAAGAGAAAACUAGUGACAUUGUUCAGCGCACCAAACUAUUGUGGAGAGUUUGACAACGCUGGAGCAGUCAUGUCAGUCUCUGAAUCCCUGCUCUGUUCUUUUAGUAUCUUAAAGCCCAACACUGUACUGGAAAUCGAAGAAAAAUUUAAAGAUAAAAAAUGAUGCAAAUUUAUCUGAAAGCUUCAACGUAGUAUACUUUGCAUAUCUAUAAUAUAGUUUUAUUUUUUUUAUAUAUAUUAUUUUAUUAUGUAGUAUAUAUUUUUGUUGUUAUGUUCUUAACACGGUUCAUUUUUUUUAUACGUUGACUGUUGUUCUUUACAAAAAUUUUUUGUUUGAAAAUGUGUUUGAGAAAUUUAAUGCGCUACUAAAAAUUUUUCUUUAGUAGCUGAAGCCUAUUCGUACUCAUUUUCUCGCAUGCAGCAAAAAAGUUUGUUGGUUUUCAAAAUUUAGUACAGAAAUUACGCGAAUACUGUAGCAUUUUUUACCAAGAUAGAAAAAUGAAAGAGUAAUUUAAACUUGGGCGAAAAUUGUUACGCGCGAAAAUAAGGACGAAUAGGUGUGUCAAACAUUUUGACGCAAAUCAUUUAGAUCGUAAUUGUCUUUUAUGUUUUAAGACAAAGGAGAAGAGCACAACAACGCCUAUUAGCACUCCAGCAGAGGUCUUGAAUUUGCGAGAUUUUUAAAAAAACUUCGUAAACAAGGUUUUAAAAUUUAAAAAGAUGUGGCUACUUAAGACGUUGUGUGUACCACCCAAUCAGUAAUAUGUGAGCGAGGUUAUUCUUGAACAAAGUCCGCAUUAUUAUCGUCAAAUCAACUCAUCUCGUAAUAAAUUUCUUUGUCUCGCAACAACGAGCAAAUUGUGUAUUUUACUGUUUGUAAACUGAGUUGAACAAUUUAAAUUCAAAUUAGAUUAGAUAUAUUUAUCAGAAAAUAGAAAAGUAUUUAUUAUAUGAGAGCUUUACGAUGUUUAGGGAUGGUCUACACGAGGCUUGGUAGGCUGUUAUUUUGACAGCGCGAAAUCUAAGCGGUUAUAGAAGGGUUUACAUGUUGGGGAAUAUACAACGAAAUUUCUGUAUGAAUUAUUUCGCCUGGUGUAUACCCCCCUUGUCACUCAGUAUAUCAGUUCCGACGCUUCUGCGAAGAGAUGUAAUUUUAUUGUCAAUUUUUAGUCUGUUAUGUUUCUCGUCUCUCAGCAUUCAAUUUUUCUUACAAUCCUUAGUUUUAUUUGUUCAAUGCUAUCCGAGAUUUAUUUUUAAACGUUCCCUUUGUUCGAGUUCAUGUGUAAAUUAUAUUGUAAGUAUAUAUACUACAUCUAUCAUUGUCAGAAUAUUUAUUGACUAUUUCUGUAAAAAAAAAAUUAACGAAG